Molecule: messenger RNA, 7731 nt
Organism: Megachile rotundata (alfalfa leafcutting bee)
Lineage: Eukaryota; Metazoa; Arthropoda; Insecta; Hymenoptera; Megachilidae
Gene: exd
Product: PBX homeobox extradenticle
Biological process (GO): regulation of DNA-templated transcription
Cellular component (GO): nucleus
Molecular function (GO): DNA-binding transcription factor activity, RNA polymerase II-specific; DNA binding
Source: RefSeq, a predicted model, not a curated record
GUUAUGGCCGCCGAUUGGCACACGAACGCACGCACACGGAGCCUCGACUCGUACACGAACGCACGAACACGCGCACGUAUCAGGAGCGUAGCAGUCGCUCGCGGCCGAGAAGAGUGAAAAGAGCGACAGAAACGGUCGGUCCGCGCGUUGCCUUGUAAGGCGGAGAGUUGGUGUGUGACGUCCGUGCGCGGAUGGCUCGAAGAACGCCGAUUUUCCUCAGCUUGUACGAGUAUUCUUACCGAGCCGAGGAAAAGGACCAGUGAAAGGAGAGUGCGGACCGGGCGCGACGCCGACCGUCGAUACAACCGCGUAUACGUAAAAUCCGACAAUCCGUCAAGUUUAAAAGCUGCCGAAGGCACCAUUUUCAUCAUCCCCCGUAGUGUGUAUAUCGAAUAGAAAACCGCUUAUUAAACGCAACGCGAGUGUUCCCAAGCUACGGACUACGGAGGUACAUCACGAGCGCGAGAGGGAAAACGAACGAACGAACGAAAGGGAAGCGAACAGAAGUAAAAAGGAUAACGAAGGGCAUCGACGAAGGGAAAGAGAGAAAAAGAGGGAACUCGCGAAACGGAAAGAGAGACCGAGAAAGAGAAGCGAAAGCGAGUUAAAACGCCAAACGAUACGUAAGAGACAAAGGCCACGGCGGCAUAACCUCCAAGCGGAUCGUGCCGCGCGUUACGAGCAUCUAUCCCAACCUCGUAGAUCACGUUCGUUUUCUCGAAGAGUUCGGUAGAUCGUUUACAAGAGAUUAUAUUUUUGCAAGUGCAUGCCUGCCCGGUGCUUUCGUAUGAAGUGUCGCGUGUACAAAAGAGAGAGAGAAAGAGCACGUGCAUGAGAGGAACGCGUACAUACAUAUUUUCUUCGAGGUAUAUACAGAGAAAUCGUAAUUGAAGAAAGUGAAAGAGCGGGACGGUUGUUUGUACAGUCGUGUUUUUGCGCGACACCUGGUAUACGAUACACGUCCGCGAGUGUUGUGUUAACAAAUUCACUCCUGCGACGGGAAUAAAAAGAGAAGGCGAGAAAGGCGACGGAUAAUAUUCUUAGUGCUGCAGUCUACAGUUGAUGGAUGAAACUGGCAGGAUGCUGCAACACGGAGGAUCAGGUGUUGGUCUGAUGGGAGGGAACCAGGGCCAGGGGGCCCAAAAUACCGCCGGAUACGGUAGCAUGGGACCCGUAGAUGGAACUGCGACGCAAGGUCCGGACCAGGCCGUGGAGGCAAGGAAACAAGACAUCAGUGAAAUUUUACAACAAAUUAUGAACAUCACAGAUCAAAGUUUGGACGAGGCGCAAGCGAGGAAACAUACGCUCAAUUGCCACAGAAUGAAGCCAGCCCUGUUUUCGGUUCUUUGCGAGAUCAAGGAGAAAACAGUGUUGUCGUUAAGAAACACUCAAGAAGAGGAACCACCGGAUCCGCAGCUAAUGAGGCUGGACAACAUGUUGAUCGCGGAGGGUGUUGCCGGACCAGAGAAGGGCGGCGGAGCGGGAGCGGCGGCGUCGGCAUCGGCGGCUGCGGCUGCUGGACCACCUGGACAACCCGACAAUGCCAUCGAACAUUCGGACUACAGAGCCAAACUCGCUCAGAUUAGGCAGAUUUACCAUCAAGAGCUGGAGAAAUACGAACAGGCGUGCAACGAGUUCACCACCCACGUGAUGAAUUUACUGAGGGAACAGAGUCGUACCAGGCCGAUCACGCCGAAAGAGAUCCAGAGGAUGGUCGAGAUAAUUCACAAAAAGUUCUCGAGCAUUCAGAUGCAAUUGAAACAAUCCACCUGCGAGGCCGUGAUGAUCCUCAGGAGUAGAUUCCUUGACGCGAGGCGUAAAAGACGAAACUUCAGCAAACAGGCCUCCGAAAUCCUGAACGAGUACUUUUAUUCGCACCUCAGUAAUCCUUAUCCGAGCGAAGAGGCCAAGGAAGAGCUCGCGCGAAAAUGCGGAAUCACCGUGAGUCAGGUUUCCAAUUGGUUCGGCAACAAGAGGAUACGCUACAAGAAAAACAUAGGUAAAGCACAGGAGGAGGCGAACUUGUACGCAGCCAAAAAGGCAGCUGCAGCUUUUGCAGGAGCAUCGCCGUACAGUAUGGGUGGUGCCAGCCAGGGCACCCCGACGCCGAUGAUGUCGCCAGCGCCGCCUGGUGGGCCGCAAGACAUGGCCGGAUACGGAAUGGGUAUAAACGGUAGCGACUAUGGCUCGCAACCGUACAACGACGGCUCGAUGGGUUACGAUCCCAUGCACCAGGGCAAGGCAUUGGCUGGGGGGCCAGGCGCGACGGGAUGGAUGCAACAACGCGAAGCGGUACCGGAAUUUCCGCCGCUCCACGAUUCAGCGGACUCUGAUUCCGACCGAGAAAAUGAGAAACGACCGCGCGUCUAAAAUUACCGUUUGCAACGAGCGAAAUAGAGAAUUAUAACGAAAUCUAACGAGAGAAAGAGAGAGAGAAAGAGAGCGAACGAACGAGCGAGUGACCAAAUCACUCGUAGAAGAAACUAAGCGGAGAGUGUACUUUAGAAACACAUACACGUUCGAUGACAUACCCGUGUACACACACAUACACACACGUGCGCCUGGAGAAUAACGUUCGUUGACAAUUGUAACGUUAAUUUCCGAUUUCGAAGCGUUUUUCUCUUUUUCUUGAUCGAGGAGGAAGCACGAUCGAGCAAAGACGCGAAAAUCAAUCGCGUUACUCGAUCCCAAGGUGAUUGUAAAGAUUUCUAGUACUUUUUAUUCGCGUCUUUGGUCGCGUCAUCCUUCGAUCUCGAUACUUUGAUCUUGCCUUAUCGAGUGACUGUGCGCGGACAUCCACGUCACGUGUAUUUACACACAGAGGAUUUAAAAGUAAACAGACAGAGAGUCGAAGAGAGAAAGGAAUGGAAUGAGAGAGAGGGAGAGAGAGGACGAGAGAGUGGAAAGGAUGGUAAACGAUAAGAGAAAUUGAUAGGGCAAAUCGUGGAUUUCUAUAUGAACAUAGGUUCGCUUCUGUUAAGACAAUAUACGGCGAUGUACUGACGUCUGGCUAAGGAGAGAAAGGGUGAGAGCGUAUACAAUCAAUUAGUUUUUUAGUUUACGUAUGCUAUAUAUACACACACGUACACACACGACGCGUGGUAAGGUUCACGAGUUUGCGAUAUCGUCAUGAUCUGCCGAAAUAAAAUCGCGGUAUAUUUCUAUAUUUCUAUGUGUCUAUCACGAUGAUUUUAAUGCGUCAGCCUCGAUGUAUCGUGAACGACGAAACAAAAACUAUUGGACUUUACCACGCGCACACGUAAAUAGAAUUUAGCUUGUACAGAUACUUUUAUUCCGUCUCCUUUCUGGAAUUUUUCUCGGAUCUUUUUUGUCACAACCUAUAUUUUUUUUUUUUUUCUUAACACUCGAUUUUGUUUUGCAAAAAGCGACCCCUAAUAUCUCGAUAUCCCUCCACUUAUUACUUGCGUAGCAUAAUCUUAUAUGCUGGGUUAGGAUUUGAAGGAACAAAAUACGCGUAUACGUAUACAAUUGCUCGUGAUAGUCUCCGUGCACUCGAUAAAAACGAUACUUUUUAGUUGUUUUCGAAGUAAUAAUAUCUAUUUUAUACGUAUUAUUCUAUAGGAAUAUUUGUUCCUACUAAAAUGAAGCUAUUCGACAACUUCGUAUGUUAAUUUCAAUCGGAAAGACUCUUUUAUAGCGUGUACGAAGAUACAGCGUGUAAGCGACUGUAUAUGAUACUAUUUUUUUUAACGAUACGACGUUAUUUGCUAUGAUAUCUUGACGAAGGACUGUCGCUACGAGAAGAUUUUAUUUUUCUAAAUCGGUAGGCAGCAUUACCGAUUUGAAACGAUCCUUUUUAAAUCUAAUCCCAGCACCGUGUAUCGUGUAAUGCAAGCUCGAAUGUCUCCUUUCGUUCGGUUAUGGUUUAAGUUCCGAAUAUUAAGCUUCGAAUUGAUAUUUUCUGCGACCACGAUUGCGUUUUCGCGAAACGUAUUUCUGCGUGCUAACUUUUCUUCCGUUUCGGUUUUUGACGCGAGGACACCAUUAUUUUUACAACGAGAAAAACAUUACGAAUUAUACGAUCGUCGUAUCGGUAAAUACCGAAAUAUUCGAACGUUUGUCAAGGUGUCCUCGUUGCGAAAAACUCCCCUGAUAUUCGUCGUUAUUCUUUGUGUUACGUUGGAAAAUUGUAUGCAUGAUUGUACCCACGAGCGAAUUGAGAAAGAAGAAAAAAAAAACAAGCUCGAAAGCCGUUUUCCCAUCGUUUUUUCUUUCAUUUUGUAAACAAGCGUUUCAGCACGAGAUCUUAUUAAAAUUCCUUCCUCCUUACGCCAUUUUUUUCUCUUGUUUCCGUUGAUUUCAUUUACCCGACACACACACGCAGCGUCGAAUCCAGAAUCCUUACGGAAUCCUUUCACGAAGCGCGUACAAAAUUUUACUAAAAUAAAGAAAAUAUCCGUUGAAACGUAAAAAUCGAAGUUUCGCGCCUUUUCAACUAAGGCAGAAAUAGUGAUUUUUAACGCGUUGACUACAACAACGGACGUGUACAAUAAAACUGAUCGAAAUUGUAAUUAUUAAGCACGUGGAUCGACAAUAAUUUCAGUUUAUUACAUCUGAAAAUUUCGUUAACGAGAUUUCGAUUCUAUUAUAUUUAUUGCGGUGGUCAUCGGUGAUCUCUUUAGUCAACGCGUUAAGUCGACAAAUGUUUGGUCAAUAUUAAGAGCGAAGAAAAUAUUUUUGGAUAUUCAGUUGAUUUUGGAAUACGACUGGAUUCGACACUCGAGGUAUACGAUUGCGCCUGUCUACCCUUAGUUGGUCGUACGUACAUACGUAGGUACAUAUGUAUUGUGUAUACGUUAUAUACAUGUGUAUAAAGAUCUCUAUAUUCUGUACUUUCGUAUAUAUCUGUAUCAUUCUCGUAUAUACCAGCAUCACGAUGAUAACUUGCUUCCAAAAAGAAAACCGGACAGAGAAACGUAAGGAUCGCGUUGUCUCGAUCGAGUUUUCGAGCGUACGCGUGCAUGAGACCAGUCGUCAAGAAAAGAUAUUUCCGGUGGGAAAGAAAAUUACUUAGCUCCUCUAAUUUCUUCGAAUGACCUAAAAGUCCAGAAUCAACGAGAGAAAUUGUGUUUUUUCUCGCGCGACUAUCAUCGUGAUGUUACGCUCGCGUACACGGCCGGUACUGUUUGCUUUCAGGAGCUGUCGCCUUGAAAUACUUAGAAGAAUCGCUAAACGAGGAAACGCAAAACGAGAAUGAAUAAUAGGAGUUGUAGGGAAAAUGCAAUUAAAUGUAUAAUGUAAGAUGACGAUGUAUCCGUGAACUGAAUGCUCUCGCGCGAUCCGAUCACCUCACUAUCUGUGAUCCGAGGCUCGUCCCUAAAAACGACGGGUAAUACGAACUUAUAAAUCGAUAUUAAGCUAUUAAUGUUAUGUAAUACGUUCUAAUAGCGAAGAAGCGUUCACGUGUUCUUCGCCGAUGCGCCGAGGUAAUCGACGAACAAACACGAAUCAUUUUCAUCGUAUUUGUUUGUCGAAGACAUCUGAUUUAUCGACUGAGCGUAGACGAGCGACCGCCAUAUUGCGCCAAAUUGACCUCUUGCCUUAUAAUCGCGUAUACGAUUAUCGUUUGUAGGAACAAAUCUCAAUUUAGUAAGUAGAUAAUUAACCUUUUUAUUGCUAUUCGGUUGAAAAAUUCUAUACGCUUUGCGAGCAUAUCAUUUUUAAGUUCUAGCACUGAAGCGUCGAAAUUCCACGGAAUCUACAAUUUCUGUACUUUCGUUUAGCAUUUUACGUUCGAUCGUAUGUCGCGAAAUAAUUCAUUUCCAAAUCCCGAUUAAUAAUCGUUACAUUGCAUAGAAACGAAAUAACGAGAGAAGAAUGAACGAACGUAUUAAUUCGACAUUUUGAUUCGAUUUUUUAAUUUCACGGAGUUAGCGAUGACAUCGUAGGGCGAGAGGUUGAACGGAAAGGCAGUUGUUUCAUUCGCGAAAAAGGAAAGAAACAACGUUCUUUUCAAUCUUGAUCUUCUCUUUCUCUCUUUUUAUCCGAUAUUGUUCGAUAAUCAAGCGUGAACGCUUCUAUGCAUCGACACCCUUUUCCCCUCUCAGAGUGACCCAUCGAAACGAAAAGACAGUAAGAAUUAAAAAAAAAGAAAGAAGAAAAGAAAAGAACGAUAAACAAGUAAUGGAACGAACAGAAAACGGAACAGUAACGAAGCAAUGGUCCUGCGACACAACACUAAUGUAUACGAUUUUUCAACAUGAAAAUAUGAUAUAUUGUAGCUAUACAUAUAGAAGUAUAUAAAAAAAGAGAAUAGUACAUAGGCAAAAAAAGUGUAACGGCUAAGAAGUACAUCAUUGUAAACGACGACGCUAAUUAGUAAAACGGAAUUUAUUUUAUAAUAAUUAAUAUUAUGGUCGCUAAAUAUUAUUGCUACUGCUAUUACUAUCUUUGUUAUUAUUAUUAUUAUUGAUAUUAAUAUUUGCGGUUUAUCGCGAUUGCAAUUGUAUCAUUAACGAUCACACGAACAGCGAUUUAUUGAUAUUUUAUGGAUUAUUGAAAUUUAUUAUCGCGCCCGUUUGUUGGACGUAUGUUUUUUAAGCUGAACGAACAAGAGUCGAUGAUAAGCGUCAAUCUUAGGUGAUUUCUAUCGAUUUAUUAAUACCAUUUGAUUGUCCACGAUUUUUACUCGUGACGAAUUUUGCGGCUCGACGGUUUAUUACUUAGCACGUAGGGACUGAAGCGAAAACGAAAAAAAGAUAUCCAUUUAUUGUAUAAACGAAAGCGAGGCGAAGGUGAGAAUUAUACGAGUAUCCUGCAAGACGAUUAGGUGGUUAAUAUUCUGUUGUUAAAUAAUAUGUCGCGGGUGAAAUUGUAGGCUGAAGAUCGACCAUUGAGAACUUAACGCUCUUUGUAAAUUCUUUUCAAAAGCGACUUUCGAAGUAUUUGAAAAUGAGAGCAGCAUCAAAAUUUCAUUUUAUAGCGACAAAUACGCGUUUCGUUUGUUUCCGGAUAGUGAAUCAGAACUUUUUUCAGAGUUACGUUUUUGUCUCAAAAGUCAAUCUUCAGCCGAUUCUGUCGCCAACCAUGCGACCAGUACAAGUGCGUUUGGCACAGCUAGUAUACGACAAAAAAAAAACGCCUAAGGUUCAGUGUGAGAGCGGCUUUAGGCGUCCCUUAUAAAGCUCUACGUAACAUUUAAUAAAAGAAAUGAAAACGAGUCGAGAGUACGACGGUCGAUAAGGUGGAAGAAAAAAGAAUAAGAAAUAACGUUUAACAUUUAUGGAUACACGAUAUAAGAUAUUAUAUAUUCAUAUUUCCUCGCAAAUCCCCUCCGCUCGAUCCUUUCCUCAAAUCAUCCAGUUUCGUUUCGAGAUAAUCGACGAUCAUUCAUGAAAUUUACUCGAGACGUAAGUCGACGCUGAUUUAAUACUGCAUUUAUGUUUCACAUCAGACGAGAUUUCACCUUACUUUCCUCCACAUUCGUGAAAUUAUUCGCUGUUUUUUUGUUUAUUAAGCAAUUCUAUCUUCCAUAUGUCUUGAAGACGGUUAGAAAAAUAUCGCAGUUUCAUGAAGCGUGAAAUUUUAUUUAUAUAUUUCUCCUAAUGAAUCUUUCAUUAUUUGAGGAUGCGGUGUACAGUGAAAAGUUUUGUACGAUUAAAGAAAAUGGAAAGAAAGUUGAAGCCACGUUUCGAUGUAUACGACAGUAUACCACAGAAAUUAUUGUAUCGAUUAAAAUCAUGGUAAACUUAAUAAAACGCUCAAAAAUAA